AUGGCCGAGCUGAGCACAGAGUCCCUGCCACCAACAGCCUCUGGCUGGUAUAACAAAAAUGAAUCUAAUGACACUGGAUUCGGUGGAUUCCACGUGCAUUAUGCCCCUUCAGUGACCAUCAGCAGCAUCAUUCUGAUCAUCUGCCUGUUGGGGCUGGUGGGGAACGGGAUCGUCCUCUGGUUUCUGGGCUUCCGCAUGAAGAGGAACCCCUUCACCGUCUACGUCCUCAACCUGGCCGUCGCCGACACUGGCUUCCUCCUCUUCUCGGUUGCCCAUCCUGUAGCUUCUAUGCUGGGAUAUACAUUUCGUAACUGUGCUGCUUUCUUUUAUACAUUAUUGCUGUUUACAAGUUAUUUGACGUACAGCACCAGUCUGUACCUCCUGACGGCCAUCAGCAUCGAGAGGUGCGUGUCCGUAAUCUACCCCAUGUGGCACCGAUGCCGCCGGCCAAGGCACUUGUCUGCCAUCGUGUCUGCCCUGCUCUGGGCUCUCUCCUGCCUGCUCUGCUGUCCCGUGGCCAUUUUUUGUCUAGAUCCCUUUAAGAGAAGCUGCAUCAAUUCCCUCCUCCCCAUCAGUGUUCUGAAUGUCCUGAUAUUCUCCCCCAUCAUGGUUCUGUCCAGUCUGACCCUGUUCAUCAAGGUGCGACGGAGCUCACAGCAGCGCCCGCCCGGCAAGCUCUAUGUUGUCAUCCUGCUCACCGUCCUCUUCUUCCUCCUCUUCACUCUCCCUCAGAGCAUCCACUUCUUCAUGUGCUCCUGUUAUGUAUUCAAGCACAGAGCGAUAUUUCACGUGCUGGCCUGUGCAAGCAGCAGCAUCAACCCAUUCAUCUACUUUCUAGUCGGGAGCUACGGGAAGCGACAAUUCUGUGGUUAUCUCAAGGCCGCGCUCCAGAGGGUUUUUGAAGAGCAGAGAGAUUCUGAAGAAAGCAAAGACACCCAGAGCACAGACCCAAAGGAGACGAUCCUUGCAGAAGUCCAGCCUGGAGACCCUGUUCUGGGAAUAGAGGUUUCGGAUCAUCCUGAAAUCAAAGAACUUCGGGAAAGGCCCUGA
Messenger RNA from Pelodiscus sinensis (Chinese soft-shelled turtle), 1050 nucleotides. RefSeq names its product proto-oncogene Mas-like. Gene Ontology annotation, biological process: G protein-coupled receptor signaling pathway. The record is from RefSeq and is a predicted model, not a curated record. Gene Ontology annotation, cellular component: plasma membrane. NCBI's taxonomy places the organism in Eukaryota, Metazoa, Chordata, Testudines, Trionychidae. Gene Ontology annotation, molecular function: G protein-coupled receptor activity.